AUGGAUGAGGCAACCAGACGAAAGUAUUGUGGCCUUCUAAUGUUCGACGUCUCCCCACCCUCCCUUUCUGACAAAUCUAUUAACAAAAUAGAUUCUUCGACACAACUUACGAUCGAUCAUACUACCUCAUUAGAAAAUAGUAGUAUUAGAACCCAAGAUAAUUUCGUUUUUACUUCUUUUUUAGAACCAAUUAGAGUGCGACCACAAAGCCCUAUAAAAAAUAAACCAACCGUAAAUAAUGACGUCUUGGAUUCAAAUUCGUCGAUAAUGAAUAACGAUAAGGCGACAAACUUAUCCAAUUUUGAAAAACUGUCUCCAGAAGAUAGAACUCCUCGCCCUCCCAAUGCCUUCAUUUUAUACAGGCGUGCAAAACAACCCGAAGUCACUCGGGAUCAUGGAAAUAUUUCUAAUUCAAAAAUAUCAAAAAUAUUAGCUACCCUUUGGCGAAAUGAGGACGAUGAUGUGAAACAUUAUUGGCAAAAAAUGGCUGACAGGAAAAAAAUGGAACAUAUGCUUGCCCAUCCUGGGUAUGUAUAUCGACCAAAAAAACCCAGUGAAAAUAAGAAAAAAAAAGAUCGUCGUAAAUUGAAGGCCACUACUCAGGAAUGUGAAGAACCGUCAAUUCCAACACCGGCUCCAAAUCCUGUUGUUUCUCCUCAGGAAUCGGAAUCUAUCAUUCCGAUGGACCCCACCUCCUUUCCUUAUGAAGACCAAUUUGAAAAUUAUUCGCAAAUUACUCCCACAAUUUUUCACGAUAUCGAUCUUGGAUAUAAUGUCUAUAGCAUCGAUUAUAACUAUUAUAAUGAUUAUAAUGAUUAUAAUUUUAUUGAAACCAAUGGACUUCAAUAUUUGAUCGAUCAGAAUGAUCCUUUCUUUUAUGAAAACAAUAUUUGUUAA
This is a messenger RNA of Dentiscutata heterogama, 897 nucleotides long. The record is from the annotation of a GenBank genome assembly. NCBI's taxonomy places the organism in Eukaryota, Fungi, Glomeromycota, Glomeromycetes, Diversisporales, Gigasporaceae.